AUGAGCAGAAAACUCUCCCCAAAAGUUCUUUCCAUUUUUGCUCUGGAUGAAAUCAAACAUCCUCCAUUUAAGAAUAAAGAAAAAAGAGAAUUUACCGAGAGAGAGAGAGAGAGGGAGAGAGAGAGAGUGGGGGUCAUUAAAUCCCCAACACGCAACAGCUCAGAGGGAUUCACCAGCCUGAAAUAUUACUACAUUCAAAUCCUCUCUUCGUUCGCUCUCCCUCCGUUCUACUCUCUCCGUGACCGUGCAACUCUCCUUGCGCUAGUUUAAAAUACAAAAGAUCAAUUUUACUGAAAGUAGUAAUUGAGCUCUCUCAUGUUGCUCUCUAUGCAGAGAAAACUGCAUCAGUCAGGGGCAUCUUUGUUGUUUCUCACGGACCUGCAAAACCAGACAAGGUAAGAUCACGUUCUGUCAUUCAAACCCAAUAAGAAAAAUCUUCUUAUACCAAGAAAGGUUUCACUUUUCCUUUUUCCCAACUAACAGAUUAUCUUGAAAAGUCAAAAUUGGGUGUUUCUGGUUCAGCUAUAACAUGGACUGCAUAGAAGCUUCUGAGAAUAGUUUGAAUCCGCACAGAUUUUUGAUGACCAUUUAUUUCAAACAGGUUGGGUUUCAGGUUCUAGUGUGUAGCUUUUGAGGUAGUUGGAAGAUUUUCUGCAAUUUUUCCUGAGUUGCAGGCUUUUUACCCAGAUGGGUCUUUGUUUAUUCUGUUCCAUUCUGGUUUUCGCCCUCUUCUUCAGGCAAUCUGUUUCUCAACAACCCAAUACGGAUGGGUUCUACGUCCACGAUUUCUUUCAGAAAAUGGGUAAAGCUAACAACUUCUCUGCUUCUGUGUGUUCAUGGCAAUGGGUCUUCUGUGAUUCCCAUCAAGAAAAUGUCAUUGGGUUAGUGGCUUCUGAUUUGGCCCUCUCUGGUUUCAUCCCUGAUAACACUAUUGGAAAGCUCAGCAAGCUUGAAUCUUUGGAUCUCAGCAACAACAAAAUCACUGGAUUGUCUUCUGAUUUCUGGGGUUUGGGGAGUACUCUGAAGAUUCUUAACCUCUCGUAUAACCAGAUUUCUGGGUCAAUUCCGAGUAACGUCGGCAACUUCGGCGCAUUACAAAGCCUCGACCUUUCCUUCAACAGCUUAUCCGGCGAGCUUCCUGCAUCCGUCAGUUCUCUUUUGAGCCUUCAGGUUCUCAAACUUGAUCGAAAUCGGUUCAUUGGUAGCAUUCCUUCUGGGGUUCUGAACUGUCAAUCUCUGGUCUCUAUUGACCUUUCGUUCAAUCUCCUGAAUGGGACUCUUCCAGAUGGUUUUGGUGCUGCGUUUCCAAAGCUCAGAACUGUGAACCUUGCAGGAAAUGAGAUUCAUGGCAAGUCUCAGGAUUUUGUUGGACUCCAAUCAAUCACUUAUCUUAAUAUUUCUGGGAACCUGUUUCAGGGUUCUGUGAUUUCUGUGUUUCAGGAGCCACUGCAAGUUAUCGACCUUAGCCAGAAUCAAUUUGAAGGUUACAUCUCUCAGGAUUUGAAUAAAGCACAGAAUCUCAGGCACCUCAAUCUUGCACACAAUAGGUUUUCCAAGCAAGAAUUCCCACAAAUUGGAAAGCUCUCUGCUCUAGAGUAUCUUAAUCUGUCCCAAACUGGUCUCACAGGGAGAAUCCCCCCUGCAAUCUCCCAAUUGGAUGGCUUACGUACGCUAGAUCUUUCUGGAAACCAUCUCACUGGUCGAAUCACUUAUCUUGGCAUCAACAAUCUGGAAGUUCUUGAUGUCUCUCAAAACAAUUUAACUGGGGAAAUCCCAUAUUCUAUGCUUCUGAAACUACCCAAGAUGCAGAAAUUCAAUUUCUCUUACAACAACUUUACACUCUGUGCUUCACAAUUCUCUCCUGAGACCCUUGAGUCUGCAUUCAUUGGGUCACUAAACACCUGCCCCAUUGCUGCAAACCCCAAUCUCUUCAGAAGAAAAACCACUACACAUAAUGGACUCAAGCUUGCUCUAGCUAUAUCACUUGCCCUUAUCUGUUUGCUUUUAGGGUUGCUGUGCCUAGCCUUUGGUUGUAGAAGGAAAUCUAGAAUGUGGGUAGUUAAGCAAGAGGCAUACAAAGAUGAACAGAACAUCUCCGGCCCAUUCUCGUUUCAGACUGAUUCAACUACUUGGGUUGCUGAUGUCAAGCUUGCGACAUCAGUCCCCGUAGUAAUAUUUGAGAAACCUUUGUUGAGCUUCACCUUUGCAGAUCUCUUAUCCGCAACUUCAAAUUUUGAUCGGGGGACUCUGUUGGCAGAAGGGAGAUUUGGUCCUGUUUAUAGAGGAUUCCUACCUGGAGGUAUCCAUGUAGCUGUAAAGGUUUUGGUACAUGGAUCCACCAUGACUGACCAUGAAGCUGCAAGGGAGUUCGAAUACCUUGGUCGUAUAAGACAUCCAAAUCUUGUUCCCUUGACAGGAUAUUGUUUAGCUGGAGAUCAGAGGAUCGCAAUCUAUGAUUACAUGGAGAAUGGAAAUUUGCAGAAUUUACUUCAUGAUCUACCGCUUGGGGUCCAAACAAUGGAGGAUUGGAGCACAGAUACAUGGGAAGAAAAUAAUAAUGCAAUACAAAAUGUUGGAUCUGAAGGGAUACAGACAUCUUGGAGAUUUAGGCACAAGAUUGCGCUAGGUACAGCACGAGCUCUGGCCUUCCUUCACCAUGGUUGCUCCCCUCCGAUAAUUCACAGAGAUGUUAAGGCUAGCAGUGUUUAUCUUGAUUCAAAUUGGGACCCAAGGCUAUCAGACUUUGGAUUGGCUAAGAUUUUUGGCAAUGGAGUAGAGGAUGAGAUGGCUCUUAGUUCACAGGGGUAUGCACCUCCAGAAUUUUCUCAACCAGAAGAAGCAGGUUCUCCAACACCAAAAUCAGAUGUGUAUGGAUUUGGAGUUGUUCUAUUCGAAUUGAUUACAAGGAAGAAACCUAUAGGAGAUGAUUACCCUGAUGGACAAGACUCAAAUUUAGUGAAUUGGGUGCGAGCACUAGUCAGAAAGAACCAAGGUUUAAGUGCAAUAGAUCCAAAAAUUCGAGGCUUGGGGCCAGAAACCCAGAUGGAAGAGGCUCUAAGAAUUGGGUAUUUAUGCACAGCUAACCUUCCAUCAAAGAGGCCAAGUAUGCAUCAGAUAGUAGGGCUCCUUAAAGACAUUGAGCCCGUCUAGCACCAGUGAUGGAGAAACAAAAGAAAGCUGCUUAAUUGGUUUCUUUCCUUUUCAUGUUUUCCUCUGAUCUUUUCACAAGAGUUUCCUUAUGCUGGCAUGGGAGGAUAUGUACAGUACCCCUGAGAAUUUGCUUUGAACUUGGGUUCCCCCCUCCCUCCCCCUUUUUUGUUUCUUUUUAUGUUUUUCCCCACACAUUGAUGUUAGCAUUGAAACUUAAAAAUUUCACAGUAUACACAGAGUUUGAUCCUUAA
Molecule: messenger RNA, 3401 nt
Organism: Macadamia integrifolia
Lineage: Eukaryota; Viridiplantae; Streptophyta; Magnoliopsida; Proteales; Proteaceae
Product: probable LRR receptor-like serine/threonine-protein kinase At2g24230
Exons: 2
Coding region: 688-3150 (820 amino acids)
Biological process (GO): protein phosphorylation
Molecular function (GO): protein binding; ATP binding; protein kinase activity
Source: RefSeq, a predicted model, not a curated record